UCCAGGGAAAUUGAAUAUUUAGUAAGCUUGGUUCUCCGUGAAAUUUUUGUAGAUAGUGAAGCUUGAGAGAAGUAAAAUCCAGAAGAGAGAGUUCUUUUUUUUUUGUAACUUGGCAUAUAGAGAGAGUUCUUUUUUGGUUUGUUUAUCCUUAUGGAAGAUAAGGGAAAGGGUCUUGUGGUGGGAGAAGAUGAGGAAAACUCGUUGUCUGUGUCAGAAGGGGGUCCAAGCAAUAUGGAAGUAGAUGGUAGUGAUGAUAACUAUGAUGAUGACGAAGACAGUGAUGAAGGAUGCCAGGUAGAUGAUGAUGAUGAUGAUGAUGAAGCCGUAAGUGUAAUUCCGACCACAUUCGAACGCCUUGAAUAUGAAACUCUGGCUGAGAAGAAACGCAAAGCACUUCUUGAUUCUCAACGUGAUGGUUCAGAGAAGAGAGGCAAGUAUGAUGCUAUUAACACUACCUCGAACGGAUUCAAGGAACUCGUCUUUACUGUCCCCCGACGAAGGAGAAGGAAGAAUAAAAAAAGGGGUAGACGACAGGGGUCAAACAAACAAGUUUCACCCGAGAUUCGUAAGAGGUUGAGUGAGGCUCUUUUUCUUCACGCAGAUAAUAAAGACAGUGAGGCUUUUCCAAUUUUAUUUGACAUUAUUAAGCAAGCACCAGCCUUCGGUCAAGCUUAUUAUCACCUAGCACUUGUACCUGACAACCUUGGUAAGACCGACUCAUUGUCUACUGAAGCAUUGAUGGCUGCUGCAUAUAUAAAAGGUCCAAAAUCACAUGUUUGGAAGUUGCUUUACGACAGGGCCAAGGAACAAGGGAACAUGGUUUUAGCAAGCGAUUAUGUGUCCAAAGCAGUACAAGCAGAUCCUGAGGACAUCGAUCUGAAAUAUGAAUAUGCAGACCUCUGCCUAAGUGCUGGGAAAUAUAAAGAAGCUGCUGAAACCUAUGAGAAAAUAUUUCGUCGGCAUCCUGAGAUAAUUGAGCCACUCAAGAGGGGGACAGAGUAUUUUCUAAAAUCCGGCAAGGGUGAACGAGCAGCAAACAUGUUAGAGGAUCAUAUAAAAUCUCAUCCAUCUGAAGUGGGGCCCGAUAUCUUGGAUCUACUGGCUGAUGUUUUGAUGCAAAUUAAUGCGUAUGAUAGAGCUCUUAAGUAUAUUCAUGAUGUGCGCCAAAUUUACAAUCUAGGAAAGGAACUGCCUUCCAGCUUAAAAAUCAGACAAGCCAUCUGCCAUGUUCGCCUUGAAGAAAUGGAGCAAGCAGAGGUUUGUGUAUAUAAGAAUAUGUCAACUAAAUCUCCUAUAUUCUUGGAUAGUUAG
Molecule: messenger RNA, 1311 nt
Organism: Brassica oleracea var. oleracea
Lineage: Eukaryota; Viridiplantae; Streptophyta; Magnoliopsida; Brassicales; Brassicaceae
Exons: 5
Coding region: 151-1311 (386 amino acids)
Biological process (GO): transcription by RNA polymerase III
Cellular component (GO): transcription factor TFIIIC complex
Molecular function (GO): protein binding
Source: RefSeq, a predicted model, not a curated record